AUGACCUCCUUUCUCAGCCAUUCCUUCCCCCAUGCCGAAACCAUAGGCUAUUCGUUCGCUGAACAACAGUCAAACGGUGCGCCCAAGCGUCAUCAUGGCUUUAACCCAUACACCGACAAUGGCGGCUCAACGUUAGGCAUCGCAGGUGAAGACUACGCUAUCCUCGCAGGCGACACACGCUCCGUCACCGGCUACAGCAUAAACACCCGCUACUCCCCCAAGCUUUUCAAGAUAGGUGAAGACGGUGAAGGUGGUGAGGGUGCCCAUCUUGUCCUCUCUGUCGUCGGUUUCGCCGCAGACGGUCGCGCCCUCAAAGAACGCUUAGAUGCCGUCGUGAAAAUGUACAAGUACAAGCAUGGCAAGCCCAUGUCUGUGAAAGCCUGUGCGCAGCGUCUGUCUACCAUUCUAUACUCGAAGCGGUUCUUCCCGUACUACGUUCACGCGAUCCUGGGCGGUAUUGAUGAGGACGGCAGGGGUGCGCUGUACAGCUAUGAUCCCGUGGGAUCCUAUGAGAGGGAGUAUUGUCGGGCGGCCGGUGCCGCAGCAAGCUUGAUUAUGCCGUUUUUGGAUAAUCAGGUUAAUUUCAAGAAUCAGUAUGUUUCGGGGCCAGGAGAAGGGAACGCGCUAGAUAAGCAGCCCAGACAGCCGCAACCACAGCCUGCGGAGGAUGCACUGCAGCUUGUCAAUGAUGCUUUUACAAGUGCUGUGGAGAGACAUAUUGAGGUGGGUGAUGGGUUGCAGAUAAUGUUGAUUACGAAGGACGGGAUAAUGGAAAUGUAUCAUCCCCUGAAGAAGGAUUAG
Messenger RNA from Paracoccidioides brasiliensis Pb18, 801 nucleotides. RefSeq names its product proteasome core particle subunit beta 6. Bases 1 to 801 code for a protein of 266 amino acids. Gene Ontology annotation, cellular component: proteasome core complex. The record is from RefSeq and is a predicted model, not a curated record. The transcript has 2 exons.